Dendroctonus ponderosae (mountain pine beetle) is the source of this 1720-nucleotide messenger RNA. Its product is annotated as serine proteinase stubble. Lineage: Eukaryota; Metazoa; Arthropoda; Insecta; Coleoptera; Curculionidae. Gene Ontology annotation, biological process: proteolysis. The record is from RefSeq and is a predicted model, not a curated record. Gene Ontology annotation, molecular function: serine-type endopeptidase activity.
UUUGCAUGGAACGUCCUUAACUAAAUCCCCUUUGGACUGUCCCAUUUGAAACGAUAAUUUUGCCAAUUAUAACAAAUACAUGAGUAUUGCGAUUUUCAUUAUUUGUGUGUGUUAAUAUUGCUACAUAAUAUAAUGAAGAACAUCCUGAUGUCGGUGAUCAAAACUGUUUACAGGAUGAAGUGUCACGGUUUAGUUCUCGUGUUUCCAUUAAUACUGUGUAAAGUUGCAUCUUAUGAUCUGACUACUAAAAGGUGUCAGUUGAAGAAUAAGCAGAUUGGCAGAUGUAUACCGAAAUCAAUUUGCGCUAUAGAUGCGAAAAUAAACACAAAUGCUGACCCGGAGUCACCAGGAUGCAGUUCUGGAAGUAUUUGCUGCCAAAUGUUUGCAAAAAUUGUUACACUUGACAAUGGAAAUUCAGGAUCUGUAUCAAACGGAAUUUCAGCUAAUUUAGUUGCAAGUGGUUCUCCUCCAAGUGGUAGCAAUCCACCAAAUGAACCAGCAUCAACUAGCCCGUCAACGGUCACCUCCCCAACACGAAGAGGACAACGAAAUAACACAUCUUCGGGGAGUCGACCAACUGGAGGUUCCACAGGCUCAAACUCGCCGACUGGUAGCGAUUCUGCGUCAAAUCAAUCACCUCCAAAUGGUGCAGCUCCACCUGACGGCCAGCCUCCAGACGGAUUGGCUCCUCCUUUACUGGGGAACAUCGUUGCAGCUCCAGGCUGGAAUCAACUUCCAGAACCAAUUGAUAGAUCUGACAGCAUUGUGGUAUCAGCUGAAGAAAUAGAUCAAACUGCAAAUAUGUUUGACAGAAUAUGUGAAAUGUAUCAUUCGAGGGUGACUAGGAUCCCGAACCAAACACCCAAGUCAGGUAAUCCGGUUGUAAUGAUUUUUGGAGGCACUAACUCAGAGGAAAAGGAGUUUCCUCACAUGGCAGCUCUUGGUUAUGGAGACCCGAAUGCGAGACGGUGGCUUUGUGGAGGAAGCCUAAUUUCAGAAAACUUUGUCUUAACUGCGGCACAUUGCAUCUCAACUUCAACUCUAGGAAAUGUUCGCUACGUGAAGUUUGGUAGUCUAAGCGAAGUUCAGAACAGUCCAAGUACCCAAUUACGCAAUGUUGUUCGGACUAYGACUYACCCGCACUACGAUCCCGUUACUCACUACAAUGAUAUUGCUUUAWUACAAUUGGACAAACCCGUAGACAUCAACAGCUAUGUCAUACCAAUCUGCUUAUUUUCGUCCAACAAUUAUGAAGACAGAAAUGUAAUUGCCACCGGAUGGGGUAAAACGGAGUCUGGAUCAUCCAGUCUAACUCUACAAAAAGUCGGCUUAGUGAUUCUGGCGGCCCACUUCAAAUUCGCAAGAACAACAGAUAUUACCUUAUUGGCAUACCUUCAGUUGGCUUACAGUGCGGCCAAGUGAAUGUUCCCGGAGUAUAUACAUGGGUAGCAUCAUAUUUACCGUGGAUUCAACAAUACAUAUUUAUUGAGUUGAGGUGCCUCAGGAAGUCUUCAAGUUCAGUCAGACCAUGGCCCCAAACAACAAAAGUGUCAUCAACAUAGCGGAACCAACACUGAGGUUUCCUCACGGCUGUGUCCAGAGCGUUCUUUCCAAAUUUUUCCAUAAAAUAAUUGGCUAUCACUGGACUAAGAGGGCUGCCCAUUACUACUCCAUCUGUCUGCUCAAAGAAUUCGCUGUUCCACUGAAAGUAGGUUGUGGU